ACUAUCUUAACUAGGCAAGAUAGUUAAGAUAAUGGUGACUAUCUGAACUACGCAAGAUAGUUAAGAUAAUGGUGACUAUCUUAACUACGCAAGAUAGUUAAGAUAAUGGUAAGUAUCUGAACUACGCAAGAUAUUUAAGAUAAUGGUGACUAUCUUAACAGCGCAAGAUAGUUAAGAUAAUGGUGACUACCUGAACUACGCAAGAUAGUUAAGAUAAUGGUGACCAUCUGAACUACGCAAGAUAGCUAAGAUAAUGGUGAGUGUCUGAACUACGCAAGAUAAUUAAGAUAAUGGUGACUAUCUUAAUUACGCAAGAUAGUUAAAAUAAUGGAAUUUGGGUUGGAGAUGAUGGGUACUGUAUCUACUCUUGAAUGUUUGGGUGGGGAAUGUGGGGAAAUGAAAUCCCCAAAACUCAUUUCCCUAAAUAACACCUCAAACGUUUCGCCCUUGCCUGAGGAUGGCCCCGGUGCCCCUGUUCAAGACACUACUUGGCCUGACGUUUCGUUCCCCACGUAUAUGCAGGUGGUAUAUACUACGUGGUGCAUGGUGCUGCUGCUGGUGGGGCUGCUAGGGAACCUGCUGGUGCCUCUGGUGGUGGUCAAGGACAGGGAGCUUCGUGGGGCCUCCACUAGUGUGUUUAUCGUCAACUUGGUGGCUGCUGACCUGUUGGUGUUGGUGGUGUGUCUGCCAGCACUGCUCUCAGAGUUGUAUGCUCCUCCUGCUGUCUGGGUCCUGCCUCCUUCUAUGUGUAAGGUUGUACCAUACUUGGAGUUUACCGUGGCACACGCCUCCAUGUUGACCAUCCUAGCCAUCUCUGUGGAGCGGUACAGAGCCAUCUGUCACCCGCUGACCGCUGCUGCCACCUGCAGUAGGGCCCGUGCUGCUGCCGCCUGUCUCCUGGUCUGGCUCCUGGCCACCUCAAUCACCAGUCCCGUAAUCGCCCUCACUGAGUACACACACGUCAGGUACAUCGACCAGUCCCUCGUACCUGUGUGUUUCACCAGGGUUGACAAACUCUGGGCCAAGGUGUUCGUUGUGUCGUCCAUGGUAAUGUUAUUCUUCCUGCCGCUGUUGGUGCUGCUGCUCCUCUACUGGAGGAUAGCGAGGCAGUUGCUUAUUGAGGACAAACAGCUGUGUAAGGAUAAGCCCAACCCCAACCUCCAGGCUCGCAAACAGGUGGUGGUGAUGCUGGGCACAGUAGUGGUGGUGUUCUUCGUCUGUCUCCUGCCCUACCGUGUCUUCAGCCUCUGGGUCAUCUUCACUACUAAGGAGACAGAGGAGUCCAUGGGCCAGGAGAUAUACUACAACCUACUGUACGCCUUCAGAGUGCUGGUGUACGUCAACUCGGCCAUCAAUCCCGUCCUCUACAACAUCACAUCUUCAAAAUUUCGUGGGGCUUUCUUCAGGUUGGUUGGUGUUCGAGGUGGUGAUGUGACAUCAUCGGUGCACCACACUGGCACCACCAUGUCCACCACUAACAGCAGCAGCAGCAGCAAUGCCCUCACCAGCAGCCUUAACAAGUCCCACCCUCCUUGGAGGAGCCAAAAACUCAUAGUCCGCUGCAGUUACACCUGCUUGCGGGGGGAAGGGGAAGCUUGCCCCCUGGUGGAUCGUCGGCCACCGAGCCCUGCCAUUUGGGGAAAUAUAAACCCUUCCCAGCAGGCUCCCAGCCCUGCCACCAGCCCUUUCAUAACCAGGUCCUCCUGCACCCGAGAUGCUAUCAGGCAAACUGAAAGUUUUGUUUAACCUCAUCUCAGGAAUCUCUUGUUUUCUGCCUAAGUUGCAUCUGUAACCAGAAUAUGCCAAGUGCAAAGAUUCUAUACUUGACAGCACAGUAAAGGCUUCUUUCCAGUCGUCUUGCGGUACCAACAUUAACUCCAUAUCUGGUCUCACAUGUGGUAUACAUGAUUAGGGAUCAACAAUAAUUGGAAACAGAUUAUUACACUGGCAAAAAUGAUAAUUUUAGGUUUCAGGUAUCAAGAAAAUAUUUUUCAUCUACAAAAAAUAAUAUUCCAGCAACAGGAAACAAUCUUCCAGCAACAGGAAACAAUCUUCCAGCAACAGGAAACAAUCUUCCAGCAACAGGAAACAAUCUUCCAACAGAUAUAAUCUUGCAGCAACAAAACAAUCUUCCAGUAACAAAAAUAUAUUUUCUAUCAACAAAAAGCACUCUUUCAGCAACAAGAAGCAAUCUUCCAUCAGUGUUAUACUGUGUAGAGAACACUCCAGCUAUAUCGCAGCAGUAGAGAGCACUUAUCACAGGUUCCCAGAUCACUACCCAAAGGCUCCACUUUACAGUGGCCUAACAGAAUGGCAAUUAUGAGAUUUCAUGCUGAGUUAUGUACCCGAAGACUGUUGGACUGGAUUAGUUUGAAUAAUGGUCACUGAUGGAGAUAGUGAUGAACAAUCCCUUACAAUGUGUUAAGUUCAUUGAUGACUGUUUAUUACCAAGAGAGGAAGUGGAAUGUGUUGAGGCAGCAGUGAAUGCCACUUGAGGGAUCAUAUGAAAAUCUUCAUACAUGAUCUGGUGGAACAAAUCCUUUCAAGUUAAUACAACAGAGUGGUGAAACUAUCUGUUUUUGAAAAGAUGCCCAAAGAGUACUUAUAGUGUGUUAGUCAAAGCACCCCACAUGUGAUGAUAUAUCUCAAUAUACAUGUUACAUUCUCCAUGGGAAAGUGGAGCAGAAUUCCUCCUCCGAAAGCCAUGCGUGUCGUAAGAGGCAACUAAAAUGCCGGGAGCAAGGGGCUAGUAGCCCCUUCACCUGUAUAUAUUACUAAAUUUAAAAGGCGAAACUUUCGUUUUUCCUUUUGGGCCACCCCCGCCUCAGUGGGAUAUGGCUGGUGUGUUGAAAGAAAGAUAUGUUACAUGUUAGUGCACAAGUUUAUGAUGCAGGUUAUGUGAUUGUCAUUCAGUAAUUCAUAAUUAUUAUAGUCAAAACCAAGUGCUAAACCCACAAAGGUCAUACAAGAAUGCACAAUGAACAUAAGAUGAUUGAAAGUCACAUGUACAUUAUUAUUAUAAUCAAGGGGGAAGCGCUAAACCCGGAGGAUUAUACAGCGCCUGGGGGGGGGGGGAAUGUGGAAGGCAUUCAGGCUUAAUUCGGGGAACUGGAGCACAGAUCCAAUUCCCUAAAUCAAGAGCCCCUCACCAACAUCAAGGAACCUUCCUUGAGGGGUCACAUGUACAAAGUGCCUCACCUUAUAAUCAAAACUAAGUACUAAACCUACAAGGGGCCUUACUUUGAGGCAGCAUAAAACAGCACAAACACUAGAGGCUCCACUGCUGUGGUCAUGUCGGACAGAAAUUAGUCAUUGAAAUGUUGCCACAAUAAAAUGUCACAUUAGUUGCACUUCUAUCCUUUAACUUAACAUAUUGUUGGUAAUUCUACCAAUGUUAACACAGAAAUUAGUCAUGGUUAGUGGUGCAAAGAGCUAGGAGAGAGCAGAGCAUUACGCAACUCUUACGUCAGGAGUGAAAUAAUUAUGCAGCAAGUGUUCCACACAGCACAAGCCAGGCAUAUACCCGGCCAAAGCCCAAGAGUGUUUCACGUGCCAAAUAAGUAGUCACAUUUCUAGGUGCUGCAGGAAAUGGGCACAGUUUAAAGGCAGGGACUUCAUAACUAGGAUCAUCCUUGUGGGUUUAGUGCUUAGCUUUGAUUGUAAUAAUAAUAAUAACCAGGAUCAUAAGAGUAGGGGCUGCCAUGAAGACCAUCCUGCUUCUUGUAAUCGCCACACGUGUCCCACCGACUAAUACUAGCAGUGGCAGACAGGCACCAGGAUAUGUGGAAGGCCCAGAUAAUAUGAGAUUAGGUAGCAAGUAAGUUCUUGUAUAUUGCAGGAGGCAAGGUGGAUGUGCUGGGCACCACUGCCACAAGGACUGCCAAGGACAGGAUGUAUUACACUUUGUUUACAUUUGUUACUGGAGUUAUGACUCAACAAUUCCUGAACCACAACCCUUACCUCUCUGCUACACAGAGGGAUGAGGUAUGCAGUAUACAGGAACCUUUGGCCACCCUCCUGCUGAGUUUAUGGAGAACGUGGCUAAUUGCAUUUCUCAUCCACAUGUGGCACCAUAAGAGACCCACUACCAGUGAUGACAUUUCUCAUCCUUGUUUGACACCACAAAAGACCCACUAACAGUGAUGACAUUUCUCAUUCAUGUUUGACACUACAAGAGAUCCACUACCAGUGAUGAGAAAACUCAUCACAUCUACCUGGCAUCCAGUAUUACAAAGAGACCCAUCACAUAGCCACACUAUUCAACAUAGUGUCCAUUAUCUCCCUCCACUCAUACUAUGGCACCUCAAGCAGACAUUUACAGUACUGAAAAAUACCUUGGGAAUGAUGCAGGCAUAUUUGAUGCAAGAAAGGGAGAGUAGUUAAUUCCUUGGAUCAAGAUCUUCACUAGCAUCAUAGCACUCCCUGAUCAGGGCAUGUGUGUAAGACACACGUGCCCUGAUCAGGACAGUUAGGAAGGAAGUGUCUGAACUAGUGGUUUCUUCAGUCCUCAAUACGAGUGAAGCGGGCACUCUGUUACCUUGGAAAAUGUCUUGACCAAUGCAAGUGUAUCUUUCACUUACAAAUUGUUGGUAUUCCCAUACUACUUCCACCAUUCUCAAGACACCAACAGCCAGGUGACAAAAGCUGGAUAAGUGUAUUAAACAAGUGCCAACCAAAAACAAUGGUGUCAGACUGGAGUAGUGAAAUCAUCAGGUUUGUGAUCCUACAGUAUUACUGCUCCUACAUGUUGGUCAAUACACACUUUUACUGCCCAGGGGACCAACAACAGGCCAUAUGUAAGAUACACCACCUGAGGCAUGUUAUGCCACCAUUGAGAAAAGAGCUGCGAAUGGUGCGAGGCUUGACGGACUUCCUGUUUCUACUAGGAUGUGAGUCUUAAGACAUUAAUAAUACAAUCUCCAGGCAGUUUUGUCUGAAGAAUAUACUGCAUUACCACUGUCAUGUCAAAUAACUUCAAGGGGGGGAGGAGGAAGCAUUGCAUUGCAUUGCAAACCCCCAGUGUUGAACCCACCCAACCCCCGAAUAGAGUUGGUAGUGGCCAGGAUGGUGUUGGAUCAGGAAAUUAACAGAAACCCUAACAGCUGCAGAUCUGGAGUAUCAACUGUAAGGAAAGAGAUUCAGGGUAGAUGACUAGUCUGAUGACCAGGCAAGAAGUUGCCUGUCUACAGCCCUUCUACAAAGCAAGGGAGAAACUGGCCACAUCAAUUUAUAUGUUAGAACAAGUCUGUGUCUGGCUGGUAAGCCCAGUUACUGGUACACCAGGUAACCACAAACCUGCAUGAAAGUCACCAGGAGGUCAUAUUUAGGUUAAACCAGGUCCAGCAGGCAGUAUUUUGACCUGAUAUUGAAGCUAAUAGGCAGCAUCAUCGGUCACUGUAUGAAAAUGUCAUACUCUCCAGAAUAUCUGUUGUAACAUCCAGUUAAAGACCUAUACCGGCUUCAAGGCUAGUUGCAUAUUACCUACAUGGAUAGGCUAAAAGACUAGGUAGUGUCACACCUGCCCAAUGAUGCCUUGUCAACCACCCUCAUCCUGGAGCCAAGGGAUACUUGACCCAAUGGAAAUUUCCCCAAAAAUAAGUACCAACCUCAGCAGUGGUAAGAUGUAUUAAGUUCAGAAGUCAAGUGCCACUAUGAGGAUCACUAUCCUCAAUCUAACAGGUUGGUUGAGACUUGGGUUCACAUGAGAUAAUUUGUGACUACAAUGCUGUCUCCAAGGCUCUCUCUCUCUCAAUACCUCAAUACACCCCUUCAAGAUAUAAUGAAGCUAAGCGGUAAACCUGA
This is a messenger RNA of Cherax quadricarinatus, 5802 nucleotides long. Its product is annotated as growth hormone secretagogue receptor type 1-like. Lineage: Eukaryota; Metazoa; Arthropoda; Malacostraca; Decapoda; Parastacidae. Gene Ontology annotation, molecular function: G protein-coupled receptor activity. Gene Ontology annotation, cellular component: plasma membrane. The record is from RefSeq and is a predicted model, not a curated record. Gene Ontology annotation, biological process: G protein-coupled receptor signaling pathway.